CCGAGUAGUGUGUGUGUAGUGUGUGUCCGGGUGAAAGUGAACUGGUGAAAGUUAAAAAAAGACACAUUUGCUCAACUCUAUUUGUUCAACUGUUCAACAAUAAUUACUCUUUUGCAUUUCAUUGCCAUAUAAACAUGUAAAUUAGUAAAGCUCAAUUCAACACGUAAGCAAUAAGUUGCCCCACGACUAGAACGCUCGUCAUACACAUUUCGUACAUCUGCUUCUUCUUCUUCUCUUUUUCUUAUCUGUCAUGAAAUUCAGGAAGAAAACGAAUAACCUGCCAUUUUUUACCUGACUUCUUUUAAACGACUCGUUCCUAAUUAACUGGAGAGGAAAUAGAGAAAGAGAGAGAUGAACUUGUAAAAAUAAUUUUUACCAGGCCUGCGACAGACUUUGGGUGGGUGAGUGAGUGGUGUGGAUCCUCCUCGCUUCGUGUUGGUGCUAGUGGCGAUUGGGAGGGAUGGGGGCGAAGAAAAAGAAGAAAGGACAAGACCCGGACGCCCCACUGCCCUCCUCCCUCUUCGUCUUGACGGAAAAUACCAAAUUGAGACAAAUCACGAGGUUCAUUAUAGAAUGGCCCCCUUUCGAGUAUGCCGUGUUGGUCACGAUUCUAGCCAAUUGUGUCGUGCUGUCGUGCGAGGAGCAUUUACCAGAGAAGGAUAGGACGCUGCUUUCACUUCAGUUGGAAAAAACUGAGGACUACUUUCUCGGGAUUUUUUGUGCAGAAGCGUCCCUCAAAAUAUUAGCGUUAGGUUUUAUUCUUCAUCCCGGCGCGUACUUGCGCAAUAUCUGGAACAUAAUGGACUUUGUGGUCGUGGUUUCUGGUUUUAUCACGAUAUUCGCAUCCGGGGAGGAAGGAGGAAUAAAUUUAAAGAAUUUGAGAGCAAUAAGAGUCCUCAGACCUCUCAAGUUGGUUUCAAGAGUUCCUAGUUUGCAGGUGGUCAUGAAAUCAAUAGUGAAAGCGAUGGCACCCCUCUUCCAAAUUGGGCUCCUCGUUUUCUUCGCAAUCAUCAUAUUUGCCAUUAUAGGGUUAGAAUUCUACUGCGGCGAGUUUCAUAGGACGUGUUACAGUCUCUACGACCUGGAUGAGAUCGUGCUGGACGGGGGGUUUGCGACCCCGUGCGUGUCCAAUUUAUCCGGGGGAGCUCCAACCGGCAGCUACCCGUGUGAGACGGACAACUCGAUAUGUCUGGAUCAAUGGAUCGGGCCUAACUAUGGUAUUACAUCUUUCGACAAUAUUGGCUUCGCCAUGCUCACCGUGUUCCAGUGCAUUACGAUGGAGGGUUGGACAACGAUUUUGUACUGGACGGAUGAUGCCGUGGGGAGUAGCUACAACUGGAUUUACUUUGUGCCUCUGAUCAUAAUUGGGUCUUUCUUCAUGCUCAAUCUAGUUCUCGGAGUACUUUCCGGGGAAUUUGCCAAAGAAAGGGAACGCGUCGAACAUCGCCAAACAUUUCUAAAGCUGAGACGCCAAACCCAAAUGGAGAAAGAACUGAAUGGUUUCCUUGAAUGGAUAUGUCGCGCGGAGGAAGUCAUCUUGAAUGAAGAACGAACCUCUGACGCCGAUAAGCAGAGAAUUCUUAAAAAGAGGAUGCGAUUAGAGGCAAAGAGAAAAAAGUUGAAGACAGCGAAUGCCAAAAGUACAGAUACCGACGAAGAUGCAGAAGCAGAUGUAUACUCCUCACCUGCCAAAAAAUCGAGAAGUACGACGUCGACUUUUUGGAGGAAUGAGAAAAGAUUCAGAUACUGGAUACGUAACGUGGUCAAAAAACAGUGGUUUUAUUGGAGCGUUAUCGUCCUCGUUUUCCUGAACACGGCCUGCGUCGCAACGGAGCAUUACAAUCAGCCAAAAUGGCUGACAGACUUUAAUUCUAAGGCAGAAUUCGGCUUUUUAGGUCUUUUUAUAUUCGAAAUGUUUGUAAAAAUUUACGCGUUAGGGGUUCGGACCUAUUUUCACUCCUCGUUCAACCGAUUUGACACCGUGGUCAUUUCUGGCUCCAUUUUCGAAGUAGUUUACUCCCAGUUCAAACCCGACUCUUCUUUCGGUCUAUCGGUCCUGAGGGCGCUCAGAUUGCUCCGAAUAUUCAAAGUGACCAAGUACUGGAGGUCGCUGAGAAACUUGGUCAUUUCGCUACUCGCCUCGAUGCGCUCCAUCAUUUCCUUGUUGUUCCUCCUCUUCUUGUUCAUCUUAAUUUUCGCCUUGUUGGGAAUGCAACUUUUCGGUGGUGCCUUUAACUUUGUGGAUGGGACACCAGCAACUAAUUUGGAUACGAUUGUUACCUCGUUAUUGACAGUAUUUCAGAUUCUCACUGGAGAAGAUUGGAACGAAGUAAUGUACCUCGGGAUUAGAUCGCAAGGUGGUCUAAAUGGGGGCAUGGUGUACAGCUUGUAUUUCAUUAUCCUCACAUUGUUCGGAAACUACACCCUGCUAAACGUUUUCCUCGCCAUUGCUGUCGACAACUUGGCAAAUGCGCAGGAAAUGACGGCAGCCGAGGAAGAGAAGGAGGAGGAGGAGAGGGUAUUGCAUAUUAAGAUAUUGGAAAAAAGAGAAAGCUCCCUUUCUAAUGAUUCAUCACGGUCACAGAAACAACAAGGAUUAGCACCCGAGCUAGAAGAUGUUGCAGAAGUCGUGGAAACUACGGGGCCAAAACCAAUGUUACCUUACUCCUCAAUGUUUAUUUUUUCUCCGACAAAUCCAGUGAGGAGGGCAGCUCAUUGGAUCGUAAAUUUAAGUUUCUUCGACUUAUUCAUAAUGUUCGUCAUCUCCCUGAGCAGUAUUGCCCUCGCGGCGGAAGAUCCCGUGGAUGAGAAAUCAGCAACCAAUCAAUUCCUUGAGGUUGUGGAUUACGCAUUUACAGGAGUUUUUGCGGCGGAAAUGCUCCUAAAAGUCAUUGACCUUGGCAUAGUUUGGCAUCCCGGGGCGUACUGCCGUGACCUGUGGAACAUUUUAGAUAGUAUCGUUGUCAUCUGCGCAAUAGUCGCAUUCUUUUUCACUCCCCCUAAAGUGGGCGAGGGGGAAAUAGUGCCGGAGGACCUCGCAGGUGCGAGCGACCUAAGCGCAAAACUGAAUACAAUCAAAUCCCUUCGCGUCCUCCGUGUUCUUCGGCCUUUGAAAACAAUAAAACGUGUUCCAAAACUUAAAGCUGUGUUCGACUGUGUUGUCAACUCUUUGAAGAAUGUGUUCAAUAUUCUCAUUGUCUACCUCCUAUUUCAGUUUAUUUUCGCUGUAAUUGGUGUUCAACUUUUCAACGGGAGAUUUCAGUUUUGCAACGACGAGAGCCGCAUGAAUGCAAAGGAUUGUCAUGGAGAAUUCUUCAUCGGCAGGGGAGACGGACCCCCAAAACUUGUGCCAAGGGUGUGGGAUAAGCAAGACUUUGUGUAUGAUAACGUCCUCGUAUCCAUGAUGACCCUUUUUGCGGUACAGACUGGGGAAGGGUGGCCGACGAUAUUGCAAAACUCAAUGUCCGCCACGUGGGAGGAUAAAGGUCCACUGCCAAAUUUCAGGGUUGAAAUGUCAAUUUUCUACAUAGUUUAUUUCGUCGUGUUUCCCUUCUUCUUUGUGAACAUUUUCGUUGCCUUGAUCAUCAUUACAUUCCAAGAACAAGGCGAGUCAGAGUUGCAGGAUGGAGACAUCGAUAAGAAUCAGAAAUCCUGUAUUGAUUUCACAAUCGCGGCGCGUCCUCUGGAACGGUACAUGCCCGAGGACAGAGAUUCAUUACAGUUUAAAGUGUGGAGAAUCGUGGCGUCGACCCCGUUCGAGUAUUUCAUCAUGCUUCUCAUCAUCCUCAACACAUUCCUCUUAAUGAUGAAGUAUCACAACUCUCCAGCCGAGUAUAACAAUAUUCUAUCCAACAUUAACAUCACUUUCACCGUGCUUUUCACGACGGAAUGUUGUCUGAAAGUGUAUGGGUACGGGGUGAAAAAUUUCAUGAAGGAUCCAUGGAAUGUUUUCGACUUUAUAACUGUGAUUGGAUCCAUCAUCGAUACGGCGGAUCUGUUAAACCUCGCGUUUCUCCGAAUGUUCCGAGCAGCGAGAUUGAUCAAGCUUUUAAGACAAGUUCAAACCACGAGGAUGUUGCUGUAUACGUUUGUUCAGUCCUUCAAAGCCCUGCCUUACGUUUGUCUCUUAAUUGCAAUGCUCUUCUUCAUUUACGCAAUAAUUGGAAUGCAGAUUUUCGGGAAUAUUGAACUAAAUCCGGAAAAAUCUAUAACAAGACAUAACAACUACCGGAACUUUUUUCACAGUUUGAUGCUACUUUUUCGAUGUGCUACGGGGGAGUCGUGGCCGUCGAUAAUGUUGUCCUGUGUAGCGGGUCAACCUUGUGACCCACUCGCAGGAAAGGAAGGACCGGAAUGUGGUUCAAACGUGUCUUACGUGUAUUUCAUAUCCUUCAUUUUCUUGUGUUCAUUUCUUAUGUUGAAUCUCUUCGUUGCUGUAAUUAUGGAUAAUUUUGACUACCUCACACGAGAUUCUUCAAUUCUUGGUGCACAUCACCUCGAUGAAUUCAUACGAGUUUGGGCAGAAUAUGACCCAACUGCUUCGGGAACAAUCCACUUCACCGAGAUGUACGACCUCCUGCGAAAUAUGGACCCCCCACUCGGUUUCGGUGGAAAGUGUCCGUAUCGUCUCGCUUAUCGGAAACUUAUCAGGAUGAACAUGCCCUUGAAUGACUCGGGAGAAGUGCACUUUUCAACCACAUUAUUCGCCCUAAUUCGAGACAACCUUUGCAUCAAGUUACGUCCCGCUCCGGAAAUGGACCAAGCGGAUAGAGAAUUGAGAGAAACUAUUGGAAAGGUUUGGCCUUUCCAAGCCGCCAAAAUGUUGGACCUUCUCGUUCCACCACCACCACCGAAGGGUUCGAAAGACAGGGUCAUGACGGUGGGCAAGUUGUAUGCAGGGUUGGUCAUUUUUGACGUGUGGAAGGCGAAAAAAGUAUCAGGGAAGUUGCACCCGGUCGUAGUUGAAGCGGUGGAAGCGGAGAAAUUAAGCGGUACGGGGAUGAACCGGGUAUCUUCGAAUUUAUCGGACGUAGUAGAAUUCUACCCGGGAACUGAGGAGGAAUUAAAUUUUUGGGAUGAUGAUGGAGAAUCAAGAGGAGACUUUGUCCAUCAAGCCGCCAUGGUUAUGAAUCAAGGUAUUCAGGAAAGUAUAUUCCCACCAUUGCAAAACAACCUUGGCUUCCAGGGGCAGUUUUCGGAGGGGAAUGUCCCUCCAAACCCACAGAUGGAAGUUUCCCCCAACGGAUGGACUCGUCGGAGACGACGAAUGCGCAGAAAUGACCCCUCCUUCAAUAGAUUUGAAGUAUAUAGCGACGAAAAUGAAAGUGACAAUCUUUACAAUCACCGAAGAAAUCAGCAGCUCGCCGGAAACGGGCUGCGUUACCCUCCCCCGCUAAGACCAAGCCGACCAAACUCUUUCCCUAUCACCCCAAGGAUGGUAAAUUACCAAUUCCAAGCAAGAAAUCAGCCCCCUCUUCACCCUCAUCAAAUGGUGAGGAGACCUUUUCUCCCACGACCGCAGAGAGGAGGGUUUGAAUAUGACCAGAUUUCCCCCUUUUCUGUGACACCCGUCUCCUCCCCCAAUUUCCGUGGAGUAGUGACACCUUAUAGUGAAGUAACGUUUCCAAAUAGAAAUAUAUUCCCUUCCCAAGUUUGGGAACAUAAUCGAAGUCGUGGUCCCAGAUUUCAAAAUUACUCCACCCAUCUUCAUCCCACCUUUUCUCACCCAUCUACACCAAAACUGCCUAGGAUACCAGUUCGCAGCAAUGGAUUUUUAGAAAUAAUAAAUUCCCCUUCUUUCGGGAGAGAGGGAUCUCUUUUGAGGAGGAGAGAACUGCCAGGAAUUCCUACAGUAAAUAAUAGGACCAUAAGCCGACCGGGUAUUCGGACCGGAACUGGGCGAAUUUUGCCGAUCCCCCCCACUCAGCAGAGUCCACUGCCUGUCGUGGUCCCGUCGCCCCUUUACUCAGACCCCGGCUGGUACGGUCCCACGUCCUACCUCCUCCGGAAAUUCCGCGAUUUUAUGGACGACGAGGAGGAAGAUGACGACGACUGGGUUUGACGAUUGACCAGCUUAGGACCUUUUACAAUUAAAUGCUGCAAAUAAUUUGAAAUUUAAUUAUGAAAUUUAAUUAAUUAUGCUACAUUAUCCGCCUUAAAUUGAAAUCCUGCCCGAUUUUAUACGUAUUUCUGAUUUUUAAAGAGUCCAGUCAUCCAUCCACUUGAAUAUCCUGUCACUGUCAUUUCAUACUAAAUAAAUACAUACGUAAAUGUAUGGGUUAAGUUGGUUUAGCUUUUUUAUAAUGGGAAUUUUACCCUUACGAGCGAGUUGACAGGUGGAAUACAAAUAAUAAUUACUCCUAGAAAGACAUUAAAAACAAGAAGACUUAGACUUUUAGGAAGCAAGGUCGACUGCCAUACUACUUCUUUAUACGUUGAUUAUAAGUAUGUUAAUUAGUUUAAGUCAGGUGAUAGAGGAUCCUCAUUAUUGUACCCCGCAUACCUAGCAUAGACUGAGUGUGAGAUGUGUAGAAAAAUGAGAAUUAUUGUAUUGUAUUUGUAACUAAAUUAUUUACAUUGUAUGAUUGAAGCUCAACCAUUGUAGGCUAGAAUAGACGAACAAAUAAACGUUGUUCUCCCGAAAUUAUA
Molecule: messenger RNA, 6648 nt
Organism: Folsomia candida
Lineage: Eukaryota; Metazoa; Arthropoda; Collembola; Entomobryomorpha; Isotomidae
Product: voltage-dependent calcium channel type A subunit alpha-1-like
Biological process (GO): chemical synaptic transmission; calcium ion import across plasma membrane
Cellular component (GO): voltage-gated calcium channel complex; membrane
Molecular function (GO): high voltage-gated calcium channel activity; calcium ion binding
Source: RefSeq, a predicted model, not a curated record